Dipodomys ordii (Ord's kangaroo rat) is the source of this 924-nucleotide messenger RNA. It is a transcript of the gene Duoxa2, whose product is annotated as dual oxidase maturation factor 2. Gene Ontology annotation, biological process: protein transport. The transcript is spliced from 6 exons. Gene Ontology annotation, cellular component: endoplasmic reticulum membrane. Lineage: Eukaryota; Metazoa; Chordata; Mammalia; Rodentia; Heteromyidae. The record is from RefSeq and is a predicted model, not a curated record. The coding region runs from base 1 to 924 and encodes 307 amino acids.
AUGACCCUGUGGAACGGUGUGUUGCCUUUUUACCCCCAGCCCCGGCAUGCUGCUGGCUUCAGCGUCCAACUGCUCAUAGUCAUUCUGGUAUUCCUGGCCUUGGCUGCCAGCUUCCUCCUCAUUUUGCCUGGGAUCCGUGGUCACUCGCGCUGGUUCUGGUUGGUGAGAGUUCUUCUCAGCCUGUUCAUAGGAGCAGAAAUUGUGGCUGUGCACUUCAGUGGAGACUGGUUCGUGGGCAGCGUGUGGACCAACACAUCGUACAAGGCGUUCAGUGUGGAGCGUGUGCAAGCCCACGUCGGUCUGCACGUGGGACUGGUGGGCAUUAACAUCACCCUCAGAGGAACCCCAGUGCAGCAGCUGAACGAGACCAUCGACUACAACGAGAGGUUCACCUGGCGUCUGGACGAAGACUACACCAAGGAGUACGUGAAUGCCCUGAAAAAGGGGCUGCCGGACCCCGUGCUCUACCUGGCAGAGAAAUUCACCCCGACCAGCCCCUGCGGGCUGUACCCCCAAUACCACCUGGCGGGACACUACGCGGCGGCCACGCUGUGGGUGGCCUUCUGCUUCUGGAUCGUCGCCAACGCGCUGCUGUCCACGCCGGCCGCGCUGUACGGCGGCCUGGCGCUGCUGGCCACCGGCGCCUUCGCGCUCUUCGCCGUCUUCGCCUUCGCCUCGGUCUCCUCCGUGCCGCUCUGCACCUUCCGCCCGGGCUCCGCGGCGCUCACGCCUCGCUACGGCGCCUCCUUCUGGGUCACGCUGGCCACGGGCCUCCUGAGCCUCCUCCUGGGAGGGGCGGUGGUGCUGCUGCACUACACCCGGCCCCGUGUUCUUCGCAUCCUUCUGGAUCAAAGUGUCCAGGGCUACAGUAACCCGCCUUUCACCCUCAGCACCCCGCAAUUGGGGAUCACCACUGCCUUGUAA